Molecule: messenger RNA, 1182 nt
Organism: Sphaeroforma arctica JP610
Lineage: Eukaryota; Ichthyosporea; Ichthyophonida
Exons: 8
Biological process (GO): intracellular sterol transport
Cellular component (GO): plasma membrane; endoplasmic reticulum-plasma membrane contact site; endoplasmic reticulum membrane
Molecular function (GO): sterol transfer activity; sterol binding
Source: RefSeq, a predicted model, not a curated record
GGCCGUGAUGAAUUACUGCCGGUGGCCAACGACAGAGGUGUGACGUCAGACGAGAGUGACGUCACCGCCUCCAGAGCUCUUUUGGCGACCCAGUUCGAGACAGAGUUGCUUCAAUUGGGCGUCUACAGAGAGGGACUGUCGGCGCACUCAACAUCUGUGUCCUCCCGAAUGCUCAAUGUCAAGAAACUUAUAACUGUGACUAAAAAAUCGCCUCAGAUGAAAUCGUCGAAUUCUGCGCAGUUGAGCGCUUCCAAGAAGGCUGUGGAGGCUAUGGACAAGGCCGUGUCGUCUGCAGUCAUGGUGGAUGCGUCUCUCCGAGCCAUAUGCAGUGAGUACAACAAUGCAAUAUCAGCCGUUGAGGAGCGCGUGUCCGAGUUAUCUACCAACCACGCCCAUACAAGAGCGCACACAAACAGUCUGUGGCGGGCUGUGGUGCAGACAGUCGCAGAGCAAGACAUUCCCACAGCUGGUGUGAAGAGAGGAGCCACCCCACAACCACGGCGGAAAUCAAACACAAUGGAUAGUAUACAAGUGCCUGAGCAAAUGGACUGGAAAGCGGCGGUGGAGAAGGGGCUGGAUUCAUUCGAGGACUUGGAAAAAAAUCCGGACCUUGAGGUGCCCGCUGCCGUCGUGAUCCCAGAAUUGCCGAUGUAUGAUGCGUAUACCGUGGAACUAAUCAAGACUACAUACCGAUGCGACUUACAAUCCAUGUACGAUGUGAUGUUCUCAUCGCACUGCCCAGGGUUGUUGGCUUUCUACCAGAAGUGCGAGUACUUCGACAUCCAGCUGGGUGCUUGGACUGUGUCGACCGAUGACAUUCUAGUGUCAACACGCGAGAACUAUUACAGCAUCACACUCGACACCCCACUCGGCCGAAAGACUUCCAACACAGUGGAAGAAGCUACGCUGACAUGGAAUGCGCAGAAGACGGCCUUUGUCGUGGACUCCAAGAUCACCGCAAAGGGCGUGCCGUAUGGCGAUGCGUUUUACAGUCGAGUCAAGUAUGUGGUGAAGAGUAGUGGGGAGAAGACGUGCGACGUGACCCUUUCGACCCAGUUGGAAUGGGUAUCGAAACCUUAUUUCUCAAAAAUAACUAACAUGCUGGAGACGACGGUGAAGGAGACCAUGAGUGACUUUGGAGAUUCAUGCCACAAACACAUGGUAGAGUCUAUAAAUGGAGGU